Messenger RNA from Xenopus laevis (African clawed frog), 8620 nucleotides. RefSeq names its product RAS protein activator like 2 S homeolog (gene rasal2.S). The record is from RefSeq and is a predicted model, not a curated record. The coding region runs from base 2084 to 5572 and encodes 1162 amino acids. The transcript has 17 exons. NCBI's taxonomy places the organism in Eukaryota, Metazoa, Chordata, Amphibia, Anura, Pipidae.
AGUAGAAGUAGAAGUUUUUGGAAUCAUAGUCCAGGUUGGAUAUCGCUGCUUUGUAGAAGUGAGCUACAAGCCAGCAGAACUCGGGUUCAUGGCAAUUGUAAACAUAUAAAAUAGGCACCUUCAAAGCUGAUCUAGUAAAAGAAAGGUUUGAUUACAGUUCCGUUUCCCCCCAGCCCCCACCCUGUACAACUCCCAUAGAACACAACACACCCGCUUGACAGGAGGACUAACAGGCUGCAUUGUUUGAAUGGCACUGUGCUUAUGGAGAAUGUUCCCAGAGUCUAUAGCACUCAGUGUGCAAUGAGCUAUUGUUUAGCUGUCCCAAAUUGAAGAUGUGAUUGGGCUGAACAAGCUUCAGCUCAGGCUUUUCUGCAUUCCUAGCUGGAGGCAGUGUACAGACAGGAAGACAAACAUGUGCAGGAACUUGGAGUUUGUGUUCAGCAGAGUUCAGCCAGCGCUGUGAUGUUCAGCCAACAUGCAGCUCACAGAAAGAAUGGAUACCUUUGUGGUGGCUCAUUGUUUAGCACUGCUGCUAUUCCAACCUGGCCUCUAUCUGAUUGGAUGGAUUCUCUACGAUGUAGCCAUGCAUGGCUAAGACAUAUCCCAUUUUUUGUUUUGUCUGAGAGAUUUAUUUUUACAGAAAGUAAAGAGGAGCUCUCAAUGUUGAAUCUGCUGCUGCACCAUGCUACAGCCAACAAGGCGCAUUACAAGAUGAAAUGUAAAAUCUGACUGUGACCUAAUAUGAGUACAGGAUAGCUUAUCAAUACUACAACCUGAUCUCAACAAAUGGCCAACAAAAUGUUCAUAUAUACCCAGUAUUCAUGGUGUGAAACAAGCUUGCAUUAACUCGGACAAUAUUGUAUAAGUGCAACAUUUGCUACAGAUUUAGUAAUCAAAGGCAACCAGGAUCAGGAGAUCACAUUUAUUGCACAUACUGUAUUUUUUAAAGCAAGCAUCAGUUUGUUUGCUGUGGGUUAUUAGACCUGGGUAAACUUUACAGCUACUGUUACAUUACUCAUUAAUUUCAUGAAGAGAUCCUUUUCAUAAUAUGGCUCCCUGCUGUGAGGUUCCUCAAGGCACAGACCAGUAUAAAGUGAACUGGGAAUCACUACCCACUGAAGCACAACUGGAAAAUGUUUGCACGCAAAUUGUAGAUAUGAAUGAAACAGUCAGCUGGUUUGUAUUUGUGCUGAGUGAGGGGUUGUACAAAAAAUAGUAUUAUUUCAGUUUCUUUAAAAUCAAUGUAAUCAUUAAAACAGAUCUUAAGACAUACCUUUCGUUAUACAUGUGUGUAAUACUGCAUUGCAGGGAGCUGUCCUAGGCACCGGCAGAAUCUUCUUUAUUCAGUUACAUGUGCAGCAAGGAGUUCAGCCUGAACAACUACACUGGAGUGUCUUCUUCAGUGCAGAGAAUAUGAGCACAUGAUGUGAUAUGAGUUUCUUGUCUUCCACUCUUCUGCCUGCUAUUCCCACUGGGCAUAAAGACCGGAAGUCAAGCUGGGCAUUCAACCAGUUCAGUUUUCACUUACGAUGAGAGAGCACUGGAAAAGCCCAUAAUGUUGGUUUUGGCAGCUGAUUCCAUUUUUGCCGAUCAAUUCAGCCGUCACAAGCUUAGGUAGGGGCUGCAGAGGGAGGAAGGAAGCAUGCAGAAGGCAAAGUAGUGGAAGGGAGGAUGCUUGAGCCCAUUAUAAGCUGCAAGGGGAGAAUCGUUCAGCUUGUUUUGUACCAUUUCUUCUAAUUGGUUGAACCAGCAUUUUCAAGGAUGGCAUCUGACGAAAGGGAACGUACACAAGUACUCAUCUGCUAACGGAAAUGUUUAAAAGAGGCAUUUUUCCAUCAGAUGUACUUGGACACUUGCACCAUUUUAAAUCAUUUUUGUUUUUCUUCUUUGUCUACAACAAAAAUGGAACAAAGGCCUCAUCCAUUUGAUUUUCAUUAUCAGCCAAUUUAGUUGCCUGUAUGCAUUGAAUUCCGUAUUAGUGAUUCUUGCUUCCUGAAGAUGAGGAAUUUCUGAGUCCUGUUCAGGCUAAACUGAGUACAUUUCACUAAUCAAAGGACCUUGUGGAAAGUUUUUAACAAGAAGCAUGAGUUUUCUAUCACCAGGAGAUGGAGAGUGGUUGGAUAGCAGCACAGAGGAAAAGAAGAGUCUCCUGACAUUCCUCGAGGUCCCAGCUGAGAGGUCACCCCGAAGGAGGAGUAUCUCAGGGACUAGCACGUCAGACAAAACCAACCCUAUGGAUCCUACAAAUACCUCUCCCUUUAAAGUCUCAGGCUUCUUUAGUAAACGUUUAAAAGGCUCCAUUAAGAGAACAAAGAGUCAAUCAAAGCUGGACCGGAAUACAAGUUUUCGCCUGCCUUCCCUUCGUCCUGCUGAGAGUGACAGGUCUCGCGGGUUACCUAAACUGAAAGAAUCUCGUUCCCAUGAAUCUUUGCUGAGCCCAGGAAGUGCGGUUGAGGCCCUGGACUUGGGAACUGAAGAUAAAAUUCUUGUAAAACCACUCCACAGCAGCAUAUUGGGGCAAGAUUUCUGUUUUGAGGUCACCUAUUCCAGUGGCAGUAAAUGUUUCAGCUGCUCAUCUGCAGCAGAGAGAGAUAAGUGGAUGGAAAAUCUUCGUCGAACUGUUCAACCAAACAAGGAUAACUGUCGCCGGGCAGAGAAUGUACUACGGCUGUGGAUCAUUGAGGCCAAGGACCUGGCUCCUAAGAAGAAGUACUUCUGUGAACUUUGUCUGGACGAUACUCUCUUUGCUCGAACCACAAGCAAGACAAAAGCAGACAACAUAUUUUGGGGGGAAUAUUUUGAGUUUUAUGGUUUACCCUCCCUGCACAACAUCACAGUUCACAUCUACAAGGAUGUUGAAAAGAAGAAAAAAAAAGAUAAAAACAAUUAUGUUGGUCUAGUGAAUAUUCCUAUGAUAAGUGUAACUGGGAGGCAGUUUGUGGAGAAAUGGUACCCAGUUAGCACCCCUACUGCAAACAAAGGCAAGACUGUUGGUCCUUCCAUACGUAUAAAGUCCCGUUACCAGACUAUUACCAUUUUACCCAUGGAGCAAUACAAGGAGUUUGCAGAAUUUAUCACAAUUAAUUACACUAUGUUAUGCUCAGUCCUGGAACCAGUCAUCAGUGUCAGAAAUAAGGAAGAGAUGGCAUGUGCUUUAGUGCACAUCUUGCAGAGUACUGGCAGAGCAAAGGACUUCCUUGCAGAUCUGGUGAUGUCAGAGGUGGAGCGGUGUGGGGAUCACGAUGUCUUGAUCUUCAGGGAAAACACACUUGCAACUAAAGCCAUUGAGGAGUAUCUGAAGCUGGUUGGACAGAAAUACCUUCAUGAUGCUCUUGGGGAGUUUAUCAAGGCACUAUAUGAGUCAGAUGAGAACUGUGAGGUGGAUCCCAGCAAAUGUUCCUCAAGUGAGCUAUCCGACCACCAGAGCAACUUAAAAAUGUGCUGUGAGCUAGCCUUCUGCAAGAUAAUCAAUUCAUACUGUGUUUUUCCCAGAGAGCUGAAGGAAGUGUUUGCUUCUUGGAAACAGCAAUGCAUAAACCGGGGAAAGCAGGGUAUCAGCGAGCGACUGAUCAGUGCAUCACUCUUUCUUCGCUUCCUUUGUCCAGCAAUUAUGUCUCCCAGCCUCUUUGGGCUAAUGCAGGAGUAUCCCGAUGAUCGCACCUCCAGAACUCUAACACUCAUUGCCAAGGUCAUCCAAAAUCUUGCCAACUUUGCCAAGUUUGGUAAUAAAGAAGAAUACAUGGCCUUUAUGAAUGACUUUUUGGAGCACGAGUGGGGUGGAAUGAAAAGAUUCUUACAAGACAUUUCCAAUCCAGACACCAUUUCGAACACCCCUGGAUUUGAGGGUUACAUAGACCUUGGCCGAGAGCUCUCUGUGCUGCACAGCCUUUUGUGGGAGGUGGUGUCACAGCUGGAUAAGGGUGAAAAUUCCUUCCUACAGGCGACCGUUGAGAAACUGGGACCACUUCCACGUAUUCUAGCUGACAUCACCAAGUCACUGACCAACCCUACUCCAAUCCAACAGCAGCUAAGACGUUUCAGUGAACAUAGUUCCACACCCAAUGUAAGUGGAAGCCUUUCAUCAGGACUCCAGAAGAUUUUUGAGGAUCCAGCAGACAGUGAUAUACAAAGGUUCAGGUCUCCAACAAUUGAAAACCCAGAAAGUUACUUUAGGGGGAAAACGUUACUGCUAGUUCAGCAAGCAUCAACACAGAGUAUGUCAUUUUCUGACAAAGACGAAAGAGAGAAUGUCUUACCCAAUGGACGUAGUGUGUCUUUGAUGGAUCUACAAGACUCCAAUGUUAGUCAUGCUGACCGUUUCUCAGUUGUCCAAGAACCUCCCUUACGUUUUACUGGCAGCCAGUUAUCUAUUGCACAUAUAGCUACCAUCAAACAGCUACGUGAAAACCAGGGCAUGCCUCAGAGCGCCCCACAAGUGAGAAAGCCCUUACAUCCAGCUUUGACACAGCAAAGCAGCCUACAACCCCUAUCUUUCCAAAAUCCUGUAUAUCAUCUGAACAACCCACCACCUGUAAUGCCCAAAGCGUCUGUGGACUCCAGCCUUGAAAAUUUAAGCACUGCCAGCUCUCGAAGCCAGACUAAUAGUGAAGAGUUUAUUCUCAGUGGGCCCAGUAACAGUAGUAUGGAAGAUUUCACAAAGAGGAGCACUCAGAGUGAGGAGUUUACAAGGAUACAUACCAUGCCUGAGAGGCCAAUUCCCAUAGCACUGCCGAGGCAAAACAGCACCGGACAAGCUCAGAUCCGUAAAACGGACCAGGCUGCUCUUGGAGCGCGAGCAAAAGCUCCCCAGUCAAUACCUCACAGUGCCUCAUUGCGUAGUGCAGAAAGCAUGUCUGGGAUCUCCAAUAAUAUGCUUGUGGAGCCAGUGCAGAAUGGAAAUAGUUCCAGACAGCAAUCCACAUCAUCUCGAGAGAGCCCUGUACCCAAACUACGAGCAAUUCACCGUCAGCAGACGCAGCAGGUGCAGUCACCUGUGGACUCCACGACAAUGUCUCCAGUAGAACGGACAGCAGCCUGGGUGCUUUAUAAUGGUCAAUAUGAAGAUGAGGAUGAAACCACAGACCAAAACAAAGAUGAAUCUAAACCUGCAGAGAAGUAUGAGCAAGAGAUUGCAAAACUGAAAGAGCGAUUGAAAAUUUCAAGUCGGCGGCUAGAGGAAUAUGAAAGGCGUCUCUUGGUGCAAGAGCAACAAAUGCAGAAGCUUUUAAUGGAGUACAAAUGUCGACUGGAGGACAGUGAGGAGAGGUUGCGUCGUCAGCAGGAAGAGAAGGACAGCCAAAUGAAAAGUGUCAUCAGCAGGUUAAUAGCUGUAGAAGAGGAGUUGAAAAAAGACCAUGCUGAGAUGCAAGCUGUCAUUGAUGCAAAGCAAAAAAUCAUUGAUGCACAGGAGAAGAGGAUCAUAUCACUGGAUGCAGCCAACACGCGUCUGAUGAGCGCUCUCACACAGGUCAAGGAGCGCUAUAACUCCCAGGUGCGCAAUGGAAUCUCGCCAACCAAUCCUACCAAGCUGUCAAUCACUGAAAAUGGAGAAUUUAAGAACAGCAGUUGUUAAUCUCAAGUCGGGACUCGGUGCCAUCUCUGGAAUUCAGUGCUGCUAAACCAAAAGACAAGUGUAGUGAAGUCCUCUGCAAUAUAAAUAUGUAUGGGAAAAUCCUACCUAUCCAUGCCUUUUAGCGAUAUGGAAGCUUAUUAGCCAUACCGCGCUGUAUAUAGGGUGAAUUUGUUUAUGCUCUGUACAGAGCACUUGUGUAAAGUACCACAGGGAAGUUAAUAUGUAGUACAUAUCGUUUUUUAUUGAAAGGAAAAAGGUUCAUGUUUUUUAUUUGUGUUUAUCUUUCAAUAAGCGGGACUCAUAUAAAAGACUACGGAGAGCUGAAAGAGUGAUGUACAUAUUCCCGGAAUCCAUGCAAUUGGCAGUUGCACUGCAGCAAGAAACAGCAGUACCGGAGACACUCUCUCCUACUCCUCUUAUUCCUAGAAAGACCUAGAGACACUUUCCUCAAGGCUAAAUAAGAACACUAAGAUAGCACAAUGUAAGUUUGGAAGGGGUCAGAACAUUUCUCGAGGCCUCUGUAACAUAUCCCAAUUCAAUCAGUUUUAGAAUGUAUUUUUUUUUUUUAAGAAAUGUUUUGGAGUUUACAGAUGUGUAUAUAUGUAUAUUUUGAUUGUAAAAUGUAAUUAUACAGUUCACAUCUAUACUAUGAAUCACUUUAUGCCGUCUAAGAGGGAAUGGGAACGUCGCUGUACAAAUCAGAAUCUCAAAUUACCCCUGUAGUAUUUUCCCCAGUAGCCUAUAUGUUUUUAUUUCAGGGGCGAUCAUCUAAACUGGCCACAAAGCAGAUGACAUGACGCUGGGUACAUGCAUUGUGUGAAGCAGUGAGAACAUGCUGGAGAAAUGUAUGUCUUGUAGAUUGUGGGCCCCCUGUGUCACUUUAGGAUGUUACAUUUUAACAGUUAUGUCUGGAGUCCUGUCAGUGUUGUUUGAGAUUGCUGAGCAGCCAUUUCCCUUGCAGCUAUUGAGAGAGUAGGACUAGAAUGGAUCUGAAAUGUCUUGCAGGGACCAGUAAUAUCCUGGUACUACCGAGCACUAGGGAAAAGGGCAAUGCUUAAAGGGGUUGUUCACCUUCCAAACACUUUAUUUUAGUUCAAUUGUUUUCAGAUUGUUCGGUAGAAAUGAAGACAUUUUUUAAUUACUUUCCAUUUUUACGUUUUUACCGUUUUUUCCAAAAUCUAAGUUUAAAGUUGAAUGUCCCUGUCUCUGGUGUUUCAGUCUGGCAGCUCAGUAAUUCAGGCGCAGACUCUGAACUGUUACAAUUUUGCAACAUUGAGUUGAUACAUUUCUCAGCAGCAUCUCUGGAGUAUUAGCAACUAUUGUAUCAAUUCUAACAAUUGCCUUUAGGGAAAGGCCAGACGUGGCGUUUUUACGUUGCAUUUUUAAAAAAGCUCCGUUGAGUGUAAAUACGCCACUCAAACCACACGCAACCACCAACAUGCGUUUUUCAAGGUUUCUUUUCCCAAAAUGCACUUCUCAUUGUUCUCGCUCCCCAUAAUUCUGCUGGCUAGAAAUGUAAAUGCAACGUAAUUACGUCACCUGCCUAAUACGCUGUAAAAACGUAUAUGCGGCAUUCAUCUCGCGAGAAUUUGGACGCCAUCUUUAAAAUACACUGCAUAUUUACAUAAACUUGCAGAUCUCAUAGUCUAAUGAUUUGGUAGUUUCUUGACGUAUUGGCGUUUCUGCUGAAAAACGCCAAUAUUGGUGUCCUGUAGCGGAUUUCAACUUGCAAGCACCCUGUGAGAAUUAUCGUAGUGUGUUUUCCAAUAGUUUCAGUGGUGGUGCAGUUUAUGCGUAUUUAUGCCCAACGGAGCUUUUUUUAAAAACACAACGUAAAAACGCCACGUCUGGUGUUGCCCUUAAUGAAACUCAAGGAUUCUGCUCAGCAGGGACAAAGAUAACAAAUGUAUCAACUAAAUGUAUCAAUUUAGAACAGUUGUCGAGGACCCCCACCUCCCAGAGCUGCUUCAGAAGGUGAAAAAUGAAACUUUACACUUCAGUAUGAGAAAAACUGUCACAUAUAGAAAAUACAAAGUAAUUGGAAAAAGUCAUGAUUUCUGGUGAACAAUCUGAAACCAACUAGUUGUUGGAAGGUGAACAACAACCUUAAAUGUCACCGUGCAGAGAUUGAAUGUAGGCAAUUCAGACAGUGCUUUCAUGGUUGGUAACUGUUAACACAGCAGAAGAAGUGUGCUCUGCAGUUUUGUUGUGACUAACAAUGUUUUUGGAACAAAAAAAGCUUUUUGUGUAUAAAAACAGAUGCUACGUACAGUUCACUGCUUCAGUAUAAAUGCAUAUGUAUAAGCCAGCACAUUGUUCUCUGUGCUAUAAAAGUUGUGUGAUUGAGCUGUUCCUAUGCACAGUUGUGUGUGUGUGUGUGUCAGAAUAUUGAAGGAGAAUCUAAUCAUCUAUUAAAAACUUCUAACUGUCCUGUCCUUCCAUUAGAUAGAUCAGGGUUGUUUAAUUACAGUUGCUAUUAGGCCUGGUAAGGGACAAUACAACCUACUGGUUGAUGUUUUACAGGUGGUUAAUGUUUACCAAUCUGUUGGCAUUCCCUGUUAUGGCUAGAGGAGUUACCAGCCUGUCUGGGACCCAAACAGUUACACAAAAUGUCCAUUCACACACACGCACAUCCCAUUUAUUGGCAUUUUCACUGGUUGGUGACACUACGGUGCAUUGCUACUUGGUGGCCUCCAACAGUGAAAAGUGCUUAUGUAGCUGCAUCAUAGGACCCUUCUUCCCUCUCUGCAAUGGAGACCAACAUUUUUCUAAAGGGCUAAUUCAAGGGUGUUGAGAAACUGUGCCUGCUGUCUGACUGAAAUGAGAGAAAUCUGUCCAUGUUCAGUGGUUUUUAUUAUUUAUUUAUUGUCUGUCCUUGUUUUCUUGCUCAUCUCUUCCUCUUGUUUCUCUCACCUCAUGAAUCUUUCUCUUCUUCAACAUCCAGGGAUUUUAUGGUUAAAAAAAAAAGUUGGUUUUUAAACCAUUAAGGAAAUUCGAUAUUUUAUUAUUGUUAAUGCCUACAAUAAAAUGGAUUCUGUAUUUAAAAAA